UUAAGCUGAUGCAAAAAACUUAUUUUUCUACUGCCGGAAUACUGAUUUAAAGACAUUAUUAAGGAAAUACAUCCACAGUUGUAAAUAAUACUUCUAAGUGAAACAAACAACACGUAAAAACUAGGAAGAGAAUCCUAUCCUAAUCUGGUUCCAUCGGCAAGAAAAGAAUACCCUUUACAUCCGAUUACACCAAUUGUUUCAACUCCAAGACAAUAAUUGAAGUCUAAGACGAAAACAUAAAGAAAACAGAAGCCGGUUACGCAACGCUCUCUUCGCGAAUUGGAUGGGUAAAUUAAAGACCAAUUCUCCCCUCUCUCGUCGCAUCGUUCGCUCCUUCUUAGAUUUCCUCAACUCUGUUGAACCUGCUCCGGGGGUUGAUAUUGAAGGCCUUGAAGUUGCCAGGGAAUGUUUGGCAGAGGUGUUUAAACUUGACUCAGCUUCUAUAAAUGAUGUGAAACCUGAUGUAUUAGUUGACAUAUUCAGUUCAUUUGAAGCAAGCGAGGAUCUGAAUAAAUCAGAUCUAAGUCACAGGGGAACUUCUGAUAAUGCUUCAGGUUUGUCAUCUGCCCAUGAUGUCAGAGGUGCUAAUUCCUUGGAGGCAUCAAAACUGGGGGAUAAUUGGACAAGGGAACCUCAGCUGGCAGGGGUCUCUGACGAUGAACUCUUUGGGCAAUUCUUUGCUGCACUAGAGAAAAUUCACUUUUUUAGGGCCACCCCUGAUGGGAAUGAUGAUCCUGCCCAACUGGAUAAAGCUACUUGUUUAUUUCAAGAUGCUCUAAAUGAGAUGGAAAGAUCUGGAUGUCAGGCAUUUGACUGUAAAAACCUGGCUGAGACAUUUAAAUGUCAAGGUAACAGGGCAAUGCAGUCAAAGCUAUACUCUGAUGCGAUAGAGCUGUAUUCUGUUGCUGUUUCUCUUUGCAAUGAUAAUGCAGUUUAUUAUUGUAAUAGGGCAGCUGCUUAUACUCAAAUUCACAAGUACAAUGAAGCCAUUAGAGACUGUCUUAAAUCCAUUGAAAUUGUCCCAGAUUAUAGCAAGGCAUACAGUCGUCUUGGUUUAGCAUAUUAUGCUCAAGGCAACUAUUCUGAUGCGAUUGAGAAAGGAUUUAAGAAAGCCUUGCAAUUGGACCCAAACAAUGAAUCUGUGAAAGAAAAUAUUCGGGUAGCCGAGCAGAAAUUGAAAGAUCAGCAGCAGAGGGCAGAGUGGGAUCAGAGUGCUAGUUCAAGUCAAGAUGAUCAAGGAUCUAAUAACCAUUCAACUGAAUCAAGGACAUCAUCACCUCCAUUUACAAUGCCUUUCGACACAAGUGCCCUUCCCACCAACAUUGCGAGCAUGCUUAUGAAUAUGGCUAGAAGUGCAUAUCAGGGACAACCGUCUCAAAACAGGCGGGGGGAAGACAUCAACGUGAAUGGAUCAGAAGAACCAGGAAUAAGAAUAGGUGGGAACAUCAACUUGAAUUUUGGUGAUCAAAUGCAAAUCCCAGAGGAGUUAACUGGAGCUUUCAGGUCUGUGAUGGAAAUGUUCUCAGGCUCAUCCCCUCAUGGAAACACUCAACAUACAAAUGGAAGAUCAGCCUCAAACUAAACCAUUGUACAAACACGUAUCCUUAUCUUUAGUUUUUAAUGGGUUAUGCUUUCAGUUUUAACCAUUAUUCUCAUCGGGUUACCCAUAGAGUUGAGACAAAGUAACUUAGAGAUAGUAAUUUUUGUUGUUUUAUAGAAAGUUUAUAUCAAAUCCCUGACUUUGUAAUUCGUUGCAAAAUGAUUAAGUUAAUCAGGUAAGGUGAUUUUGAUUAGAUAUCACCACCCUGAUUCACUGAGGACAUUUCUUUUGUUUGGAUAUAGGUUGAGGAUGUUC
Molecule: messenger RNA, 1855 nt
Organism: Durio zibethinus
Lineage: Eukaryota; Viridiplantae; Streptophyta; Magnoliopsida; Malvales; Malvaceae
Biological process (GO): post-translational protein targeting to endoplasmic reticulum membrane
Cellular component (GO): TRC complex; membrane
Molecular function (GO): protein binding; molecular adaptor activity
Source: RefSeq, a predicted model, not a curated record